AAGCACACGUCCCGCCAUUUUGGAGCUGCCGAACAGACAACAACACAACAACACAAUCGAGAAGUUGCAAGUUUCUGACUACGGACCGGAAGGCACGAUAGGAAGCGAUGAGCACGAAUAAGGACAAGCAGUAAUUGUCAAACCGCAAACAUGGAAUCAGCACGCAUAACCGGCGUCCCACCUUCAAUGUACUACAUUCCCAACUUCAUCACGCCUGAAGAAGAAGUCUACAUCCUCUCACAGAUUCCCUCCAAUCGCUGGAUAACCCUAACCCACCGCCGCCUGCAAACCCUUCCAGCAAGACUCACAGCGACCAAUACGUUAGUAACCAACACUUGUCUCCCCACAUGGCUGAAGGAUCCCGUCGUCGACCGCAUCCACAAUCUGGGAGAGUUGUUCGAAGGUGCACCUCAUGGAAUCAACCACUGCCUCAUAAAUGAGUAUCUACCCGGACAAGGCAUCAUGCCUCAUGAAGACGGGCCGGCAUACUGGCCUGUUGUGGCGACAGUGAGUCUGGGUGGGAGUUUGGUGUUGGAUGUCAAGGCAAAGAGUGGAAAGGGCGAGGAGACUGGAACUGGUGAUGCAGAUGGAGCCAAUGAAGGAGUUCAGUCCUGGCGGAUCUUCCAAGAACCGCGUUCGCUUCUCGUCACGACUGGUGAAGCGUAUGUGGAGACAUUGCACGGAAUCGCAGAAGUCACAGAAGAUGAGAACCUGAAUGCGCAAACGGUGGCGAAUUGGGAAUUACUGGGUGAUCGGAGCGUGCUGGAAGAGAAUGAAGGCAAGAAUACGCGAACAACGAGGAUCAGUCUGACAUAUCGGGACGUGAAGAAAGUGUCCACGAUUGGCAGUAAGAUCUUCGGCAAGCCCAAAGGUUGA
Cercospora beticola is the source of this 876-nucleotide messenger RNA. RefSeq lists its product as uncharacterized. Gene Ontology annotation, cellular component: nucleus. The record is from RefSeq and is a predicted model, not a curated record. Lineage: Eukaryota; Fungi; Ascomycota; Dothideomycetes; Mycosphaerellales; Mycosphaerellaceae.